This is a messenger RNA of Cucurbitaria berberidis CBS 394.84, 2855 nucleotides long. Its product is annotated as protein serine/threonine phosphatase 2C. Gene Ontology annotation, biological process: protein dephosphorylation. NCBI's taxonomy places the organism in Eukaryota, Fungi, Ascomycota, Dothideomycetes, Pleosporales, Cucurbitariaceae. The transcript is spliced from 2 exons. Gene Ontology annotation, molecular function: protein serine/threonine phosphatase activity. The record is from RefSeq and is a predicted model, not a curated record. Bases 450 to 2855 code for a protein of 801 amino acids.
CUUAUGGAGUCACUGGGAUCAAGGCAGGCGUUUCGACUCUUUCCAACACAUGGACUCCAAGGGCGUAGUUCCACGUCGCCACCACACCCACUCCCAACAACCGCUACGGGCCCCUCCUCGGCCUUGCUCCUAUCCCUGUAGCACGCAUUGUUGCGGCGCGGAUGACGCGUGGGUGGUGCAUUCAUAUAACAAACAUGUAGCUUGCAGGCCUCAGGUAGUACCGCUUUCUGCUCUUCUGUUGUCGCUCCUUUGCAGCUUUGCGGCGCAGCCUUCCCCUCCCCUCUCGUUUUGAUUCAUCCUGCCUGACGAUUGCUGCCUUGGGAAUUAGCCCGUUUUUCUGAUAUCCAAGUCUGACAGCGGGUCCUGUCCUGACCUGACCUGUCCUUUCCUUUUCUCUUCGUCUUUCCCGCCCCCGUUUCAGUGCCUGUGUGUAACGUUUUAUACCCAUCAUGAAUGAAAAAGCCACCACAUCAAACUCCACAGUCAAUACCGAACCAGCGCGUAUGGCUUCGCUUUCAGUACCCUCGCCUCAGCCCGUUUCAGCCUCAUCCGGCGGUUCCCAUAAGAUGGCCUCGCAUCGGUCCCUCUCCACUCAUGGACUGCCUAAAGCGCCUCGCACAAUGUCACCAGAACGACCUCAUCGUUUCUCAGCACUGGGCUUUCCGUCACCAUCUUCCACAUCGGCCACUAUGAGCCCCAGAUCGCCAGGUCCCAUGUCUCCACCACCUUCCGCCAGGAGUUUCGGUACCUUCAUUGACUCCGAACCGUCAACACCCGCCUACUCUCCAAGAAUGGACCAUGAUUGGGACAACUCAACCUUGGUUUUGCUCCGACCAUUGUCUUCGUCUUCAGCACCUUCGACUCCCACAGAACCUGUUUGGGACAUGAUGCCCAUGCAGCUCCCGCAAAAGCCAAUGAUGACGACCCGCUCCAAGACUUCUGUCCCCAGAAAAGACAGCUCUGUCAGCACAACGGCAUCCUCUUAUCCAGUCAAGCAGGCCAGAUUAGUUGAGCCGCCGAAGCAGGUUAGGUUGCUCGACCUUGCCCAAAUGGAGAAUCAGACCCCACAGGAGAGAGACAACAAUGAUCAUGCGAACCACAAGCUGGAGGAAGAGCAAAAUAGCAAUCCUGGCACAGCCCCGCUUGGCAAGUUGGCAUCCAAGAUGAGAUUACUGCUCCGACGGAAGAACACAAACAACAAGAAGAAGGCGAAAAAGGAGAAGGACUACUACGACGUACAUCGCAUGGACGACGUGCACUGGACGGAAAUUAAAAUACUGUCGUCUCAUAAUGGCCUGUCAAAUUCGCCUGUUUUGCGCUCCGCCUUCCCAACCAAAACGGUCCUCUUCCUUCUCGUUUUAGGUGGCCUGGUUUACUACUUCGUCGACGUCCGCGAGGAAGACUGGACCGAUGACAUCUACACAUCUUAUGUCGAAGAUCAAAACCAAGCUACACCUCUGCACUUUUAUGCCAAUAAAGAGGAACUGGCCCACUGGAUCCAAUUUCACAUCCCGGACCCAAGUGCACCCUUGAAGGACCCCAAUGUCGCGCAAUUUUUCUCGGACCAGUUCGAUAAGUUGGCGUUUGGGUGGAUGAUGACGAAGGAAGACGCGAGCAGAGAUGGCAUGCCUCUCACGCAUGGCGUAAGGUUCAGAAGCAAUGAGCCUUGUGAAGACUAUUAUGCUCUUGGCACUUCACCUGGCCCUGGAGAACGACCGUGGAACUACUGGUCAAUUAUGGAUGGACAUGCCGGUAGACACACGGCGUUUUACCUGCAAUGGACGCUCAUCCCACACCUGUCCUCGGCGCUGCUGGGUCUUCCAGCUACUUCGUCGUCGCCAGAGAUUGUGGAGACGAUCAAACGAACCUUCCUCCGUGUCGACAAGCAAAUCAUGGACUCUGCCCGCACAGCAGCAAACUGGUUUCCUGCCGCAAAUGCAGCAGCGAUUGCCGCCUUGACGCCGGCAUUCUCGGGAUCCUGUGCACUGCUCGCUGCUUUUGACCCUGCAAACGAUACGCUCCGCGUAGCAUGCACAGGAGAUUCGCGCGCCGUGCUCGGCCGCUGGGAUCCCUCUUCCCAAUCCUAUACCACGAUCCCGCUCUCAGUAGAUCAAACCGGCUUCAACGAAAAGGAAGUCGAGAGACUAGCUGCAGAGCACCCGGAUGAGCCCGAUAUCAUUGACCCCAAAUCCGGACGUCUGCUCGGCAUCGCAGUAACGCGUGCUUUCGGCGACCAUCGAUGGAAAUGGGACAACGACUUCAUCAAGGCCGUGCAAUGCAAGUUCUGGGGCACUGCGCCACGGUCAGGAAGUAAGACGCCGCCAUACAUGACGGCUGAGCCGGAAGUCACGGAGACGGAGGUUGUGCGCGUGGAUGCAAAGGACAAGGGAGCAAGAGGCAAGAGCGACUUCAUGAUCAUGGCUUCCGAUGGCCUUUGGGACCGCAUCUCUUCCGAGCACGCAGUCGAGUGUGUGGAGCGCUGGCUAGACGCCAAAGACCGCGGCAACGGCUCCGUCAAGAACGACCCCCAGCUCCUCGCCAACCCACCUGUUUUCCCCACACCAUUUGCUCUAGAUUCAGGCGUGGAUGUUGAUGUCGAGAAUGGCAAGGAGGUAGAUUGGCAAGCCACGCCUGAGUACUUUGCCAUUGAAGACGAAAACGCAGCAGUUUGUCUUGCACGAAACGCCAUGGGUGGUACGCGGAGAGGGCUUUUCUUCGGUAUACUUAGUGUGCCAGGCCCGCUGGGAAGAAAUGCCGUCGAUGAUACGACGAUCAUGGUGGUCUUCUUCGACAAGUUGGGCGAGGGACCCGAUGUCAAGGCGAAGACUACGAAGAGGAGUUGGUGGCCAUGGUGA